GUGCGAUGUGUGAACGUGCUGUCAGGAGUACUGAGCAGUUUUCUGUGAGACAUUCAGCGGUGUUAAAAAAAGAAGACGUGACCCUCUUUGUUGUCGAUGUUUUCGCGGCUGUGACGAAUUAAGGGCAAAGAGAGCAGAGCAGCCGGUGUAUCCUGUGUCUGUCACAAACUCAAGCUCCCAGCUGCAGCACUGAGAAGUCACCUUUUAAAAGCCUGAGAACCGGCUCCUCUCCAUCCGUUCCCUUCCAACCUCUCUGUAAUUAUCCAUCUGCACAGCUGCGGGAAGCCGGCAGGUUGAAGGCCUGAGAAUCAGUGGGACAUGUCGACCCUGCGCUUUGGACAACAUCUCAUCAAGGCCUCGGCUGUGUUCCUGCGGACGGAGCUGUCCUUCGCUCUGGUCAACAGGAAGCCCGUGGUGCCCGGACAUGUGUUGGUUUGUCCUCUGAGACCGGUGGAGCGCUUCCGGGACCUUCAGCCCGACGAGGUGGCCGAUUUAUUCAGCACCACUCAGAGAGUCGCCGACCUGGUGGAGAAGCACUUCAACGCCACUUCGCUCACCAUCGCCAUCCAGGACGGCCCUGAAGCUGGACAAACUGUGAAGCAUGUCCACGUCCACGUGCUGCCCAGGAAGGCCGGGGACUUUGAGAGGAAUGACAGCGUCUAUGAUGAGCUGCAGAAGCAUGAUCGAGAAGAAGAGGACGUUCCCUCCAAGUGGAGAUCAGAGGAGGAAAUGGCUGCAGAAGCUUCAGACCUGAGGGAGCAGCUGGAGAAGUUCUAAAUGGACGAUGUUCAACAUUUCAUCUGCAGCGUGAGGACGACAUUAACACCAAACAUUAAUGCAUUAAGUUAUGUUCACUUGAAGAUAGUUUGGAUUCAUUUAUUGUUUUUGUUACCUAACAUUUUGAUUGAAUAAAAAGUGUUUGUUCACCACA
Molecule: messenger RNA, 931 nt
Organism: Labrus bergylta (ballan wrasse)
Lineage: Eukaryota; Metazoa; Chordata; Actinopteri; Labriformes; Labridae
Gene: fhit
Product: fragile histidine triad diadenosine triphosphatase
Biological process (GO): purine nucleotide metabolic process; intrinsic apoptotic signaling pathway by p53 class mediator; diadenosine triphosphate catabolic process
Cellular component (GO): nucleus; cytoplasm; plasma membrane
Molecular function (GO): ubiquitin protein ligase binding; bis(5'-adenosyl)-triphosphatase activity
Source: RefSeq, a predicted model, not a curated record